Coregonus clupeaformis (lake whitefish) is the source of this 3801-nucleotide messenger RNA. RefSeq names its product disintegrin and metalloproteinase domain-containing protein 12-like. Gene Ontology annotation, molecular function: metalloendopeptidase activity. Gene Ontology annotation, biological process: proteolysis. Lineage: Eukaryota; Metazoa; Chordata; Actinopteri; Salmoniformes; Salmonidae. The transcript is spliced from 15 exons. The record is from RefSeq and is a predicted model, not a curated record. The annotation marks the transcript as partial.
UCAGCGUUUCAAUCAUGUACUGAGAUGCUGUCAGAGGAUCUCCUCUUCCUCUGAGAUGCUGUCAGCACCAUGUAAUACCAGGGGGUGUCCUCUUCCUCUUCCUCUGAGAUGCUGUCAGCACCAUGUAAUACCAGGGGGUUUCCUCUUCCUCUUCCUCUGAGAUGCUGUCAGCACCAUGUAAUACCAGGGGGUGUCCUCUUCCUCUGAGAUGCUGUCAGAACCAUGUAAUACCAGGGGGUGUCCUCUCCUCUUCCUCUGAGAUGCUGUCAGCACCAUGUAAUACCAGGGGGUGUCCUCUCCUCUUCCUCUGAGAUGCUGUCAGGACCAUGUAAUACCAGGGGGUGUCCUCUCCUCUUCCUCUGAGAUGCUGUCAGCACCAUGUAAUACCAGGGGGUUUCCUCUUCCUCUUCCUCUGAGAUGCUGUCAGCACCAUGUAAUACCAGGGGGUGUCCUCUUCCUCUGAGAUGCUGUCAGAACCAUGUAAUACCAGGGGGUGUCCUCUCCUCUUCCUCUGAGAUGCUGUCAGCACCAUGUAAUACCAGGGGGUGUCCUCUCCUCUUCCUCUGAGAUGCUGUCAGGACCAUGUAAUACCAGGGGGUGUCCUCUCCUCUUCCUCUGAGAUGCUGUCAGCACCAUGUAAUACCAGGGGGUUUCCUCUUCCUCUUCCUCUGAGAUGCUGUCAGCACCAUGUAAUACCAGGGGGUGUCCUCUUCCUCUGAGAUGCUGUCAGCACCAUGUAAUACCAGGGGGUGUCCUCUCCUCUUCCUCUGAGAUGCUGUCAGGACCAUGUAAUACCAGGGGGUGUCCUCUUCCUCUGAGAUGCUGUCAGCACCAUGUAAUACCAGGGGGUCUCCUCCCCUCUGAGAUGCUGUCAGCACCAGGUAACACCAGGGGGUGUCCUCUUCCUCUGAGAUGCUGUCAGCACCAUGUAAUACCAGGGGGUCUCCUCCCCUCUGAGAUGCUGUCAGCACCAAGUAACACCAGGGGGUGUCCUUUUCAGUUGGCCAUAAUGUUCCCUUGCAUAUCAUAUGAAGACAAUAUAAUGCAACUGGAUUGUAGUCCUAUCCUGAAGGCUCCAAUAAUGUUUCUCCACUUCACAGGACUGGCCACCUGUGGAGGCUGGUCAGGUAAUGUUGAAUAAUACAUUUAAUAUUAUUUUAGUAUAUUUUACAAUAGAUUAAUGUAGGCAUAUUGCAUUUAUAGAGAAUAUCAGACCAUGUGUAUGAGUAUAGGGCAGGGGCUGUUUUCACUUUGAGCAUUCAAGGAGCCAUGGCUGGGUUCAUGAGAACAGUCUGUUGAAGCAAUUUUUUUACACACCCACCAUAACUGCUUUCAAAUCUGUUAUGGCUGCUGAAUAAAAUAUGGUACUAUAAUUACCUCUGCUCGGAGAGGUUGUGUCUGACAUAUAUUAUUCAAGUCCUUUAUGUGUACUCUCUCCUCUUUCUCUUUGUAUCUCUCUCCUGGUCUCUCUUGCUGCAGCGCAGAGAAGCGCUCAUGACAGCGCCUUUUGAAGACGGUGAACGUAAAAACGGCUUUAGGACCGUGAGGAGCGCUUCUGGAGAAGCACAUGGUCUCGUUCUCGAAAGACAACACUUUGCUAGUCUGUAAAUUCCUUUGGAGAGGAACACCCAACUGAUGUCGCUGGAAGGAGAAUGCGCGACCACCUAUUUUAAUAUAUUUCUACUUCAUGGCACGUUUACUGGUCGAAUUGUCGGGCUUCUCUCCAAAGCUCAUGAUGCGCUUUUGACAUCAUUGGAUGUAAAGUCUGUUACAGGGGAGUCGGAGGUUGUUGGAGAGGAGUGGAGUGGAGUGGGGGGAGGACUGAGAAGGAUUUCCUAACGGUCUCUCUUUCCUCAUACUUGAUCAUAUUUCAUGAAGUCAUUUGGGUGUUACACAUCAGCUGUUCCACUGUAACUAGGCUAUAUUAUGGUCGUGCUGUGGUGAGCCAGUUGGAUCCUCUCGACCCGUUCAUCCGCUGCCGUGCACCCGCACCAUGACCUACCGGCGGACCUACGGGAGUCAGACCCACUGGAGUCAGAAGUUUACAGUGUUUUUGAUAGCACUUCUUGUCUUGUCAAUUACAAUAUGCGUCGGUGAAGAUGUGCGCUCCUCCAACAAGACCACUGAAGGGAAGCCCUUUACCACAACCAAUCAGCAGAGGUCUACUGCCAAGCUGAAACACCAUGGGACAACUGUACCUCUCCUAUUGGUCGGAGAAGAAUGGAGACCAAUCACUCUGCUCCAAUCACAGGGCCAUCCUGCAUCUCUGAAGGUACUGAUAGAAACAGAGGAGGAACAGCUGCUCCUGACUCUGGAGAAAAACCAUGGUCUGUUUGCGAGUCACUACACAGAAACACACUACCUGGAAGACGGCAGCGCGGUCACCGGCUCUCACAACCUCACGAUGAACUGCUAUUACCACGGAGAGGUGCAGGGACAUAUCUAUUCUGAGGUCAGCCUCACUACCUGCUCAGGUCUCAGGGGCUUCAUCUCACUUGAAAACAGAUCCUAUGUGUUGGAGCCGUCAACUGAUCCCUCCAGUGGAUCCCACAGGAUCUACCGGUCAGAACACCUCAACCUCACACCUGGCUCGUGUGGCCACGGCUUCAACAUAUCUCUGGCUCCUGGAGACACCCAGAACACCCACAACCAAUCAGACAGCCCCUUCAGAGCCUUCAGCACCAGGCACAGGAGACAUGCCCAGAGCACCACCAAGUAUGUGGAGCUUAUCAUCGUAGCGGACAACAGAGAGUUCCAGAAACAAGGGAAGGAUGUGGAGAAGGUCAAACAGAGGCUGGCUGAGAUCGCCAAUUAUGUGGACAAGUUCUACCGUGCCCUGAACAUCCGUGUAGCUCUGGUGGGGUUGGAGGUGUGGAGCGACCAGGAUAGGUGUCCUAUCACCCAGGAUCCCUUCACCACCCUGCAUGAGUUCCUAGACUGGAGGAAACUCAAACUGCUGCCCAACAGGCCUCACGAUAAUGCACAGCUAGUCAGCGGGGUGUACUUCCAGGGUACCACCAUCGGCAUGGCGCCCAUCAUGAGCAUGUGCACAGCAGAGCAGUCUGGGGGCAUCGUCAUGGAUCAUUCGGACAACCCCCUGGGAGCAGCGGUUACUCUGGCCCACGAACUGGGACACAACUUUGGAAUGAACCAUGACACUCCAGAGCGGGGGUGUGGCUGCAGGGUGACGGUGGACCGAGGAGGCUGCAUCAUGACCCCCUCUACAGGGUAUCCAUUCCCUACAGUAUUCAGCUCCUGUAGCAUAAAGGAUCUGGCUGCCAGUCUGGAGAAGGGAGUGGGGAUGUGUCUGUUCAACAUGCCUGAGGUCAAGGUGCUCUACGGGGGACAGAAGUGUGGCAACGGAUACGUGGAGGAAGGAGAGGAGUGUGACUGUGGAGAACUGGAGGAGUGUAUGAACCCAUGCUGUAAUGCAACAACCUGUACUCUGAAGCGGGAUGCUGUGUGUGCUCACGGACAGUGCUGUCAUGACUGCCUGCUGAAACCAGCGGGCACCCCGUGCAGGGAUUCCAGUAACUCAUGUGACCUGCCAGAGUUCUGUACCGGCGCCAACCCCCAUUGCCCUGCUAAUGUAUACCUGCACGAUGGGCACACCUGCCACAACGUGGACGGACACUGCUACAACGGGAUCUGCCAGACACACGAGCAGCAGUGCAUUACUCUCUGGGGCCAGGGAGCCAAGCCAGCCCCAGGGAUCUGCUUUGAGAGAGUCAACUCAGCAGGAGAUCCCUAUGGGAACUGUGGGAAGGAUUCCAAGGGAUCCUUUGCCAAGUGUGAAGCUCC